GUCGUUUACACGAAUGAAAGCUAGACAGGUGCAUCACAUCAAAGGGAAAACCCCAAUUACAAUUGAAAUUGAAAGUGAAAUUGGGUCUCUCGACGAAAUCGAAGGAUUUACAACCGAAUGGAAAAUCUUAGCAGAAUUAAGAACUCAGGUAAUCCUCAAACUCACUAUUCAAGACAACUAAAGCUGUCUCUAUACGAGAAGACGCUGAGACGGCCGUACGUCAUUAGUUAGGGCAAACUAAUCGUGGGGGAAAGGGAAAAGGGAAUCGUUCCUGAUUCCUGACCGAAGAACCGAAGAAACGAGAAGAAUACGACUUACUUAAAGGAGGGACAGAGUAGCUAUAUACAACGAGGAGUGAGAGAAACUGAGGAGGAGGAGAGAAAACGAGAUGGGGCGAAGGAAGUUGGAGAUGAAGCGGAUCGAAGAUAAGAGUAGUAGACAGGUGACCUUUUCCAAGAGGAGAAAUGGAUUGAUGAAGAAGGCUCGUGAACUUUCAGUACUCUGCGAUGUUGAUGUUACUGUCAUCGUCUUCUCUAAUCGCGGCCGAUUAUACGAUUUCUGCAGCGGAGAGAGCUUACCAAAGUCCCUCCAGCGGUACCAGAACCACUUUGAAGCAGAAGGAAGCAUCGCCAAUGAUGAUAAUGGCAAGGAGGAUCUUUCCUCUAUGUAUUCUAACGUCCAGUCAUGUUCUGAGCUCCUAGAUACAGUUGCAACGCAUAUCAAUGAGCCUGAUAUUGAUCAGCUUAAUGUGACAGACCUGGUUCAACUAGAAAGGCAACUUGAUGCAGCUCUAAUUCAGACGAGGUCUCAGAAGAAUAAGUUAGUGGCAGAAUCCAUGAAUGCUCUUCAUGAAAGGGAGAGAUUGUUGAGGGAAGAGAACGAGAUGCUGAUGAAACAAAUAGCUGAAUUGGAAAAUAGUGGUAAUGCUGGAAGAGGUAUGGUGGAGCUUGGAACUCUUGAUAACAGCUAUUUGACAACUCCACAGUGGGGAACUCUGCGUUUUCUUUGAAAAAACAAUGCCAAUAAAACGUUUGUCAAACGAAUAUGGUAGCAGUCAGAAUGGAUGAAAUGAUCGUCUGAUUUAGUUUGUUUAGUCCAGAAGUCGAAAAUGGGUUGUAAUAAACAAAACCUGUUUCUAUGUUAUCUUAUGUUGUUUGGGUUUCUAACCUCUAUUUUCGGGUGUAAGACUUGAAUAUAUCGACCAUGUCUGGUCUGUGUUACUCAAUGAGUUGCAUAUAUGGUUUAAAAAGUGGACAAAACAUUUUGAAGUCCAUUAAUUAUUAGAGAAGAAGCUUUUGCCCCUUUUUCUU
Messenger RNA from Impatiens glandulifera, 1310 nucleotides. RefSeq names its product agamous-like MADS-box protein AGL27. Bases 389 to 1009 code for a protein of 206 amino acids. Lineage: Eukaryota; Viridiplantae; Streptophyta; Magnoliopsida; Ericales; Balsaminaceae. Gene Ontology annotation, cellular component: nucleus. The transcript is spliced from 7 exons. Gene Ontology annotation, biological process: positive regulation of transcription by RNA polymerase II. Gene Ontology annotation, molecular function: DNA-binding transcription factor activity, RNA polymerase II-specific; protein dimerization activity; RNA polymerase II cis-regulatory region sequence-specific DNA binding. The record is from RefSeq and is a predicted model, not a curated record.